AUGGAUGAACUUCGACAAGCUCAAGAAGAAAAAUUUCAAGAAGCGCUAGAUAUGGGCGAGAUUGAAACUUGUAAGGGCUUGAAUCAAGAAUUUGGUCUUGCUAGAGUUGGUAAUACUCGUUGGGAUUUACACUAUAAAUCGUUUAAGAACUUUAUUAGUAUGUUUGGUUGUAUUACUGAUGUCCUUGAUACUAUUAUUGUUGGUUCUGAAUCUGUUGAAGAAAAAGCUAGGGCAACAGGAUAUCUCAGAACUUAUCAAAUGUUUGAGGUUGUUUUCAUAUUUCACUUAAUGAGAGAUAUUUUAGCAAUCACAAAUGAGCUUAUUGAAUCCUUACAGAAGAAAGAACAAGAUAUUGCAAAUAUUGUUCUACUUGUUAAAGUGGUGAAAAAUGAUUGCAAGAUUUACGGGAUGAAGGAUAGGAUCCACUUAUCAAAAAUGUGUCUGCAUUUUGUGUCAGAACUCAAUGAUCGUUUUAAUGAGGUGAGAACAGAUUUGCUUAUUGGGGUUGCUUGCUUGAAUCCUGUUGACUCGUUUUCUAAUUUUGACAUAAACAAAAUAUUGAGAAUGACUGAAUUAUAUCCUGAUGACUUUGGUAAAAAUAUAAUAGUUACUCUCAAGAAUCAGCUAGAGACUUAUAUUUUUGAUGUUCGUGAUGUUGAUGAAAGUUUGCAUUGCUCCUGCCGGUUACCACUGCUACAGUUGAAAGAGCCUUUUCGGCAAUGA
This is a messenger RNA of Capsicum annuum, 723 nucleotides long. RefSeq lists its product as uncharacterized. Lineage: Eukaryota; Viridiplantae; Streptophyta; Magnoliopsida; Solanales; Solanaceae. The transcript has 3 exons. The record is from RefSeq and is a predicted model, not a curated record. Bases 1 to 723 code for a protein of 240 amino acids.